This is a messenger RNA of Triticum dicoccoides, 1611 nucleotides long. RefSeq names its product probable lysophospholipase BODYGUARD 4. The transcript is spliced from 4 exons. The coding region runs from base 104 to 1435 and encodes 443 amino acids. NCBI's taxonomy places the organism in Eukaryota, Viridiplantae, Streptophyta, Magnoliopsida, Poales, Poaceae. The record is from RefSeq and is a predicted model, not a curated record.
GUGGAGCAGCGGAGCGCACAAGCGCCGCGCGUUUCCAGCCGCACGACUCGCAUCCACUUAAGCCCCUCGCGCCACCCACCCUCCGAUCGUUCACGGGCUCACGAUGGCCGCGCUCGCAGAUCUCGUGUCGUGCCCCGCGAAAUGGCCGAGGGCGGCGAUGGCCGCGCUCGCGGCCGCCGUGUUCGCGGUCCUGGACGUCGUCGACGUGCUCCUCUGCCUCGUCUACGGCGUCCUCGACGGCUUCCUGGAGGAGAGCCCCCUCGGCUGCUACUGCCACCGGAGCCGGGGAAAGGUCCCGGCGGCGGGGGAGGAGGAGGACGACGGGGUGUCCGACACAUUGUACGUCCGGAGGAGCGCGUGCCGGGACGCGCUGCUGCGGCUCCUCGGGGCGGUCGGCGGGGGGACGAGGAGGAAGGAGGACGGGUCGCCGGCGAAGGCCCGGAGCCCGAGGUGGUCCGACUGCGGCUGCGGGAAGUGCGGCGCGUGGCGGAGCAACGGCGGCGACCGGCUGCACUUCGUCCUGCAGGAGCCGACGGCGCCCAAGGAAGGUGCAGAGGAGACGCGAAGCGAGAGCGGCCGCGGAGACGACGCCAUCUUCAUCCACGGCUUCACGUCCUCCUCCUCCUUCUGGGCGCAGACCGUGUUCCCCGAACCCGCCGCCACGAACCACCGCAGGCUGAUUGCCGUGGAUCUCCUCGGCUUCGGCGACAGCCCCAAGCCGGCGAACUGCGCGUACACGCUGCGAGACCACGUCGAGGCCAUCGAGCGGAGCCUCAUCGAUCCGCUCCACCUGGGUUCCUUCCACCUCGUCAGCCACUCGAUGGGCUGCACCAUCGCCAUCGCCCUGGCCGCCAAGCACCCAGCGCGGGUCAAAUCGAUCACACUCGUCGCGCCGCCGUACUUCCUGCCGUGCGAGGAGGAGAGGGCGAGCCAGGUGGCGCUGCGCAGGCUCGCCGAGAAGAAGCUCUGGCCGCCAUUGCUGUUCGGCUCGGCGGUGAUGUCUUGGUACGAGCACAUCGGGAGGACCAUCUGCUUCGUCGUCUGCAAGAACCACCGGUUUUGGGAGUGGCUCAUCAAGAUCCUCACGCGCACGAGCGGCGUGGACAUCGUGGUGAGGGACCUGACAAGGCACACGCACCACUCGGCGUGGCACACGAUGCACAAUGUGAUCUGCGGCGGGGCGAGGGCGCAGGACCGGAACCUGGAGGCGCUGGCGGCGGCGGGGGUGCCGGUGAGGGUCGUCCACGGCGACGGGGACCAGGUGGUCCCAGUCGAGUGCAGCAGCCGCCACCUGAAGUCGAAGCUCCCGCACGCGGAGCUGCGUAUCAUCGGCGGGCGCGACCACCGGACGGUGGUGUUCGGCAGGGAGGAGGAGUUGGCCCAAGAGCUCCGGGCGUUCUGGUCGGGCUGCGAGAAGGCAGGGUGUGCAUGCUAAUGGAUGCUGGGGAAUGAAACGACGCGAAGUCUCAAACGAUGCCGCAUAGUCAUAGUGUACAGAACUACAGGACGAAACUGUAGGAAACAUGUUGUUCUUCUCUUAGAGCAGCGGGAUUCUUGCUGGUAAUUUUUUUAGAAUGAAGGCAUCACGCCAUGUUCCAUUUUUCAUUGAAA